GCGCGGCGGGCGGCGGCGCGCUGACGGCCGGGGGCGCGGCGGGCCGGGCGGGCGAGCGGGGGAAGAUGGCGGAGCUGGGCAAGAAGUACUGCGUGUACUGCCUGGCCGAGGUGAGCCCGCUGCGCUUCCGCUGCACCGAGUGCCAGGACAUCGAGCUGUGCCCCGAGUGCUUCUCGGCGGGCGCCGAGAUCGGCCACCACCGCCGCUACCACGGCUACCAGCUGGUGGACGGCGGGCGCUUCACGCUCUGGGGGCCCGAGGCCGAGGGCGGCUGGACCAGCCGCGAGGAGCAGCUGCUGCUGGACGCCAUCGAGCAGUUCGGCUUUGGCAACUGGGAAGACAUGGCUGCUCACGUGGGUGCUUCCCGGACCCCCCAGGAAGUGAUGGAGCACUACGUGAGCAUGUACAUCCACGGGAACCUGGGGAAGGCCUGCAUCCUGACAGCAUCCCCAACCGGGUGAACAGACCACACCUGCCCCAGAGGCCCUCUCUCACCCAGCCUCACCACCCCAUUGCCCCCACUGGACAUCUCUGUGGCUGAGCAGCAGCAGCUGGGCUACAUGCCACUGCGUGAUGACUACGAGAUUGAGUACGACCAGGACGCCGAGACGCUCAUCAGCGGGCUGUCCGUGAACUAUGACGACGACGACGUGGAGAUCGAGCUCAAGCGCGCCCACGUGGACAUGUACGUGCGGAAGCUCAAGGAGCGGCAGCGCCGGAAGAACAUCGCCCGUGACUACAACCUGGUGCCCGCCUUCCUGGGGAAGGACAAGAGGGAGAAGGAGAAGGCACUGAAGCGCAAGAUCACCAGGAGAGAAGAGCUGCGACUGAAUCUGCGGCCACUGUACCAGUUCAUGUCAUGCAAGGAGUUCGAUGACUUAUUUGAAAACAUGCACAAGGAGAAGAUGCUGCGAGCCAAAAUCAGAGAGCUGCAGCGGUAUCGGCGAAAUGGAAUCACCAAGAUGGAGGAGUCAGCUGAGAUAGGCAGCCAGGCACAGCGGGAGCGAAGGAAGGAGAACAAGAACAUGGCCGGUUCCAAAAGGGGCAAGGAGGAGGGCAGAGACGGCGAGUUUGCAGCCAUCGAGAACCUUCGGUUUGAGCUCUUGUCAGACCGAGAGAAGGUGCUCUGUAGCUCUUUGAACUUGAGUCCAGCACGCUACGUGACUGUGAAGACUAUUAUAAUCAAAGACCACCUCCAGAAGCGACAGGGAAUCCCCUCCAAAAGUCGCCUUCCUAGUUACUUGGACAAAGUCCUAAAGAAAAAUUUAAACUUCCUCACAGAAGCGGGUGGAUAUCCAGGGUGCUUCUGAACAAGGGCACCCUGAGCGUCCCCAGACGCUUCCAAGGCCAGAGUGAUGCUCAAGUAGCUGGUGAGCCAAUGGCGUGGGGGGAGGGGAGAGGAAGCGCCUUUUCCCCUGUUGCUCUUUUAAACAAGUGAGUUCCUUUUUUAAGGUAUAAAAUCUUUUCACGGUCCUCUGAAAGAAGCAAUAGUAACAAUCUUAUACUGGAUCAUGGGGGAUACAAAUAUGUGUCUAUUUUACUUAGUCCUAAAAGUAAUCCUUGAAGAUGACGAUUGGCCUUUGCGUGUUCGUUUGGAGACUGUUAGGAAAUUGGGAUGAUUUCCUUUUCUUUCCUGAGCCGCCUUCCCUUUGGGUGCAAAGCUGUGGGUGCCAGGAGUGACGUUUUCCUGCUGGGCCGCCAGCCACCCAUCAGCUUUUCCUUGUGACACAAGCUCUUCUCAGGCAGGGCUGCUGUAGGCGCCCCUUUUCUGAGCCCACUGCUGGCCCUGGGCAUGCGACACUUUAUAGAGGCCCAUGGGACACAGACCUGCCCCUGUGUAACAGAUGAAGAACAUGAGGCCAGAGAACACCAGGACAAUUUCCUUACACAUUUGAGGAAGAAGCCUUGUUUACACAGUUGAUCACGUGAGCUUCCACUUAGCUGUCAGCAGCAGCCAAGUGUGAAUUUUCAACUCCCAAAUCCCAAGCCACCCUGCCUCCUCCUAGUCUGAACCCAGCCUGCUACCCACUUGGGGAUGCCCCCUGGGUGUAUCCUCAUCCAUCCCGAGGAUGGGAGUGCCGGGAAUGGGAGGGUCAUAGGACUGGUGGGCACUGCCAGGCUUCCUGGGGUGCCCUUUGCUGCUCUGACUACCUUGGAAGACUCCACGUUAGAGAGUCCAGGUCAAGUGCUCGGUGUUGAGUUCUGGCAUUGGCUUCCUCAGGAUUCCCACCAGUUAGAGGUCCCCUUUUCUUAGAAAACGAUGACCAUGCUAGUCUGCUAGGCAGAUUAUUUAGGGCAUGGCCAGGCCGACACUCAUUGGCCUGGCAGAGCCACAGGACCAGCUCGUACAGGCUCUGGCAACUGUGGAGGUACCCUGGCUCUGCUUGGGACUGUGCACUGCUUCCUGCUCGCUGUCUUGUAUACAACUCAGAAAUGGCUCCUUCCCAGCCCAAACGAAAAGCUUGUUUCUGGGGCCUUCUUCAAGGAUGUACACGGUACCUUCCUUUUAAACUGAGGAAGUCGCUUGUCUUCCGGCUGCUCAGGGUUCUCGUGCCCAGACCCUGCUUUAGAGUCCCUGGAUGACCACAGACCCACUCUCCCUGAGCUCAUCCUGCCCUGUGUCCCUGUAGGCACAAGAGCCUGUUACCUCCCAGAAUAUUGGGCUUGAAGUUACAUUAAAGUGAAGUUAUUGAAAGGAAAAAAAAAAAAAAAAAAAAAAAACCCAAAAAACAAAACACACACACUCAUUUCCAAGGAUGACUUAUGUGCCUUUUCCUUUCUUUUUACAUCCUCUGUCCCAUAGGGUGAGUUUUCAGCAUUAAGUAAAAACAUUCAAAUACACUGUAUAUGGCUUUAGUUGCAAGUACGUUGCAGACUGCCAGAGGAGCGCCCACUAGCUAGACCAGGCUUCUCAGCCGAUGCUGAGCAAUGGCAUGCUCCAGAAGCUGGCUGCGCGCGGUGCCAGAGGCCACUCACAGAACAGUUGACGGGAUGGUGCUGAGUCCUCACAGCGUCACCACCAGACGUUCUCAGAGCAUGGGUCUGGGACCUGUUAUAAAUGCAGACUCUGGACCCAGCACGGUCCUCCUGAAUUGGAAUUCCAUGGUGCAUACUAGCAAGCUAUCUGUCAGACCCUCUGUUACUGGGAUGGGAGCUUAUUUAACAGCCACUGGCUUUAGCUGUCCUGGUGUCUGAUUUGUUGAUUUCUGCACCACCAGAAUCCUAGUUUGUGAGGUUAAGUUGGCUUAUUUGUUUAUAUAAAAUGAUAGAACCUACAUUAGCUUAGAAGCAGAGGAUCCUGUAAAUGUGGAUGACCCAGGCCAAGAGCUGUCCAAUGAAAACCUUGUGCUUAAGCAGGUUUUGUAGUAUAUAUACAUAGUAUAUAUAUAUAUGUAUAUCUUUUUGAUGGUAUGAAGAAUUAGUUAGGCUUGACUGUUUAAAACACCAUAAUGAAUGUAUAAUUCAUUUAUGUCAAAGUCUUAAUAUGUUGUUUACAAUGGGAAAGUAAUUUUAGGAUGGUUGCACUCUUCUCCCAUCUGCUCCAGCUGUCUCUGUCACAUUAGUUCUUACCUCGGCAUUAGUUUGGAGCCUGACGUUUUAUAUUUAAUUCUCACAAUAAAUUAGCUAUCAUAAUUCUAUGAAGUAGAUCUUUCAAAAUUUACACAAACUUGUCUUUACCAAAGUCCAAAAAGAUAGGUAAUUUUUCAGCUAUCUGAAAUAAUGCUCGCUGGGAGGCCAACAUUCCAAGAAUGUAUUAAAAACUACAACUCUGACUACCGUUUUAUUACCCUUUUACACAAUUAAACAAGUUGAGAACAGAA
Messenger RNA from Sciurus carolinensis (gray squirrel), 3821 nucleotides. RefSeq names its product transcriptional adaptor 2B (gene Tada2b). Gene Ontology annotation, biological process: chromatin remodeling; regulation of transcription by RNA polymerase II. Gene Ontology annotation, molecular function: chromatin binding; zinc ion binding; transcription coactivator activity. Gene Ontology annotation, cellular component: nucleus; SAGA-type complex. The record is from RefSeq and is a predicted model, not a curated record. NCBI's taxonomy places the organism in Eukaryota, Metazoa, Chordata, Mammalia, Rodentia, Sciuridae.